Messenger RNA from Giardia duodenalis, 2346 nucleotides. Its product is annotated as Ankyrin repeat protein 1. NCBI's taxonomy places the organism in Eukaryota, Fornicata, Diplomonadida, Hexamitidae. The coding region runs from base 1 to 2346 and encodes 781 amino acids. Gene Ontology annotation, molecular function: protein binding. The record is from RefSeq and is a predicted model, not a curated record. The transcript has a single exon.
AUGAUUGCGCAGUGGUUCAAUGCCAUCUCCGCUGGCGACGUAGACUUCAUAGAGAGAAACAGGCGGAUGAUGGUCAAGACCCGUGACCGACAAAGACGGACUGCGUUGAUGUGUGCCGUAGAAAUGGACAACACCUCUAUCGCACAACUUCUUUUGGACGACGAGGCAAACGAGUGCGAUUCUCUGAAUCACAAUGUUCUGACAGCUAUCCUUGCAAGGCCAUCGUGUUUUGAUGAGGCAUUCAAGCUGCAAAUGAAAGCUCAAAGAACUCUGCCUUGCUCGUCCACGCCAAGUUACGAAAUGAUCAAGCUCCUAGCAUCUCGUCUAGCAAUGUGUCCUGACCUAUCGGGGGUCCUGCCGAUUGUGUACGCCAUUGAGAACAAACAUAUAGAAUAUCUCCCCGCGCUUAUAGAGCCUACUCGUCGGUUCCUCAUGAAACACAGCGAGCAGCUUAGUGUAUUAGUACCAGGAUACACGGGGCUUAUGCUGGGCUGCAUUCUUGGUGACAUCAAUCUCUGCAAUCGGCAUUGCCACCAAGUGCGAUCUACUAACUUGGCCGGACAGACAGCCCUAAUGAUUAGUGCCAUGCUUGGCUUCCAUCAAGGUAUAGGCUUUCUUUUACAGCAUGAGAUGAGAAUGCGUGACAAGUAUGGGUUCACUGCUCUGAUGUACUCCGCGAUGAUAGGGGAUACAGACUCAAUACGUACGCUUGGCCCACAGGAAGGUGAUAUCGUUUCCUCGACUGGAUGCACAACGUCCAUGAUCGCCGCAUAUCACGGGCAUGUCAGCGUUGUCUCUGGUCUGCGGAACAUAGGGCAAUAUCAGCGACGCACGGAUAACGAAGGUCGAUCUCUGCUUAUGUACGCUAUGUUUGGAGUGCCCCCGCAACAUCUUUCUAACAUCAUCCAAGAAUAUUGUGGGAUGCAGGAUAACCAAGGGAAGACAGCCUUAAUGUACGCUGCCGAGCGGGACUAUGCUGAGCUUUGCCGUUUUCUUCUGCAUUCAGAAGCUGACAUUGUUGAUACUACGGGGAGAUGUGCUCUUUCUUAUGCUCUUCGCACUCGCUCCUUCAACACUGCAAGGGUCAUCCUCGGGUAUAGGAAUCGAGAAGUGGAGGUUGAUGACUGGUCUCCUCUUAUGCUUUGGGUGCUUAGAGGCAAUAGAGGAGAUGUAGCACCUGAUGAUGCAGUACUCCAAUGCCACCUAGGUAAAGCAACAGCCGAGGGGACCACUGCGCUAAUGCUCGCUGCCAUGUUUGGACAUCUAGAGGCGGCAAAGCUCCUCCUGAGGGAAGCAUGCAUGCAGGAGAGUGCUGAGAUUGGCGGGAGGUCUGCGCUCAUGUAUGCUAUCCAAUUUGGCCAUGCAGAUGUAGCUGCUCUGUUGGUGAGUAUAGAGCACUCACUCUUUGACUCGCAUGGGCAGACAGCCCUCAUGUAUACUGUUAGAUACAGCAUGCCACAAGUGCUCCAACUCUUGCUGCCGCACGAGCUCCAUGGAAGGGAUAGCAAUGGCAUGACGGCACUCAUUCAUGCAGCAAAGGCAGGUGAUCCAAAUGCUGUUUCUCUUCUUCAGGAUGAAGCAGGUGAUGCCGACAAUGAAGGGAGGACAGCACUGAUGUACGCCCUUGCAUACGAUCAUCAAGGAUGCUACCAGUUCCUUUUUCCGGCCGAAGGAAAUGUUGUUGACAAGUUAGGUCAAUCUGCUCUAAUUUAUUUCAAAAACAAGCGCUUAGUACAUUCCCAAAUCCAUAUGAUAACCCCUUCCUUCUCCUCGACUAGUCCUCCGCUUGACGUACAUUCCACACCUCCCGUCUUUAAAACAGAGAUACGGACCUUUAACAAUAAGAAGGGCUCAUUCUGUCACUUGAAUAGCCGUCCAGCUCCCAUUUCCUUACCUAACAUCGUUGUCCCUCCGAUGAACUGCAUAACUGAUAUCCUCAAGAUGAACAUUUUGGCGGAAACGGCGGAGCGAAACAGUUUUACGGAGUAUCCAUGGUCAGGAGCGCGGGCAAUCCAGCUUCUAUUGUUCCUCAUGCAGCUGAAAAGCGUGGCUAAUACCAAAGGCGAGGUUUCCAGUCAAACCCCCAAUUCAGAGAUGGAAGCAAUCGCAUCAGAAAAUCUCUUUAGCGAGUCACUGACUCAAUAUCCUAUCAAGUCGAUAACUCCACAAGUUCGCCGAAAGAGCAACAAACUGCAGGUUGCGCAAAAGGAGCACGUCCCAAAUAUAGUGCUCUACCCAUGCCAGCACUUUGUCUACACCCCAGUAAGCCCUGAGCUCCUGGAUACACCACUACUUUGUCCAAAAUGUCAGGCCCACGUUAAAAGCUACGAUUGCUCUUCUAAUUAG